Pristis pectinata (smalltooth sawfish) is the source of this 1554-nucleotide messenger RNA. It is a transcript of the gene pef1, whose product is annotated as penta-EF-hand domain containing 1. The record is from RefSeq and is a predicted model, not a curated record. Gene Ontology annotation, molecular function: calcium ion binding. The transcript has 5 exons. Bases 90 to 1028 code for a protein of 312 amino acids. Gene Ontology annotation, biological process: COPII vesicle coat assembly. Lineage: Eukaryota; Metazoa; Chordata; Chondrichthyes; Rhinopristiformes; Pristidae.
GCUCCCUCGGAAAAAGGAACGGGCGGCGCCUCGGACCGACCAAUCAGGUGGAGGGAUUUGCUUGCGGCGCUCGGCUGGCAGUUGAGGCGAUGGCCAGUUUUCCGUACGAUCCGAAUUACCAUGGGUCAUCAGGGCCUGCACCAGGAGCUCCACCAGGCAGCUACUUUUCAAGGCCGCACCAACCUGGAGGUCAGUAUGGUCCCCUUUCUGGGGGCCAGUUUGGUGGACCACCACCAGGCAGUCCUUACGGAGGCCCACAACCAAGUGCACCUUAUGGAACAUCCGCGGCAGGUGGACAAUAUGGAAACCAAGCACCGGGAGCACCAUAUGGAGCCCCAACGCCUGGAGGGCGCUAUGGAGCUCCUGGACAGGGAGGCCAAUAUGGACCUUCAGCCCCAGGUGCCCCCUAUGGAAGUCCAGCACCAGGUGGUCCAUAUGGAGGACAGGCAUAUGGAAUUCCACAGCAAGGGGCAUAUGGAUCUGGUGCUCCUUCAGCUGGUGGUGCCCCUGCAGGCAUUGAUCCAGAAGCCUACUCCUGGUUCCAGUCAGUAGAUGCAGAUCGUAGUGGUUAUAUAACACUGAAGGAACUCAAGCAAGCACUUGUCAACAGCAACUGGUCAACGUUUAAUGAUGACACCUGCUACAUGUUGCUGAAUAUGUUUGAUCGAAGCAAAAUUGGUAAGAUAGAUUUGUACGGCUUUUCAGCAUUGUGGAGGUUUCUUCAACAGUGGCGUACCAUGUUCCAGCAGUUUGAUCGGGAUCGAUCUGGAACCAUAAACCCCCAGGAGCUGCAACAAGCUCUCUCUCAGAUGGGUUACAAUUUAAGCCCACAGUUUAUCCAGUUCCUUACAUCCCGGUAUGCACAAAAACCAGCUCGAUCCACCAUUCAGUUGGACAGUUUCAUCCAGAUUUGUACCCAAUUGCAGAGCACAACUGAUGCCUUCAAAGAGAAAGACACCAACCAUUCUGGAAAUGUCCGCAUCAGCUAUGAGGACUUCCUUACCCUUGCUGUAUCGCGCAUGCUAUGAUUUGUUGUAAUGAACAAAAUGCAAGAGGAAUUAAGAGAGUUAAGAUUAAGUUCCUUUCUUCUACUAUGGUCAGCUAAAUGGAUUAAAUAUAGAAGUGUAAAAAUAUUGUAAUGCAAACAAAAAGGCAACAAAGUGGCUGACAGGUCUGCACUCUCUUGAACAACCAGUUAUGGACCAAUGUACCAAAGUUGUACUUCCAAAACAUUGAAAUUAUAAUGAUAUAUGUUGUAAAAUAAUGCACUUGCAUAUUACAGAAACCUUCUGCUUGGAAUCUAUUAAAAUGUACAUGCUAAUUUUAAUUGUUCCAUACAUUAAGAUAGUUUGAAAUGAAACCUGAUCCAGCUGUAACACUGACCUGGGUAAAGUGAUUUCAUAAAUUGUUUUCCAAACUUGAGGCCUGUGGUUUGGAAUGGAUGUAAUUCCAGCAAAUCUUGUUUAUACAUUUGUAUAGAAUAAUGUGUAAUAGAUUAUACUUUCUGUGUAAUGAUCUUUUAUUAUUUUGCCUCCCAACAAUUAAAGGAAUUUC